AAUUAUUUUCUAUUUACUCAUAGAACGACAGGUAAUUUUGAUGAAAAUGUACAUGAAGAAGGAGAAGGAGAAAAUAUCAGCGGAGAAGAUUCGUCACACGAGCUAGAGAUAUAUGAUGAAACUAUACCAGCUCAAUCGGAUAGAUAUUCUACUCCAAAAAGUAAAAAACAAAAUAAAUGCAAGGUACAAAAAAUAACACAAUUUCAAAGAGAAUUAUUAAAAAAUUUAUCUACUUCCGAGGAAGAUGUCACAUCUGAUCCUGAUAAGGCAUUUUUAUUUUCCUUAUUACCCGAUUAUAAACGUCUUAACUAUGAGCAAAAAACAGAUUUUCGUCUCAUGACUUUACAGUAUUUUAGGAACAUAUCAUUAGGAUCUAAUCAAUUACAACCAACUCCGCCAUCUUAUAACAUUAAUCAAAACACUACUCGAAUUCCCCCGAUCCAAACUCAAUAUUCAAAUGUAUAUUCUUCAGAGUUCAACCCUGGUUUGGGGUACAAUCAAAAUCAUAAUCUUAUGCCACAACGCCCACAACCCUUGCCAUAUACUAGCUCAUAUAAUUAUACAUCUGAUCAAUCUCAACAACCUAAUACCAGUGGAGAAAUGUACGGAAAUUUUGAUAUUAUAAAUAAGUAGAGGUAGGUAAUAAUAUUAUAUUUACUGCAAUUUAA
Messenger RNA from Melanaphis sacchari, 668 nucleotides. RefSeq lists its product as uncharacterized. Gene Ontology annotation, molecular function: DNA binding. The record is from RefSeq and is a predicted model, not a curated record. The annotation marks the transcript as partial. Lineage: Eukaryota; Metazoa; Arthropoda; Insecta; Hemiptera; Aphididae. The transcript has a single exon.